Messenger RNA from Syngnathus typhle (broad-nosed pipefish), 2739 nucleotides. Its product is annotated as ABC transporter F family member 4-like. The transcript has 4 exons. The coding region runs from base 11 to 1663 and encodes 550 amino acids. NCBI's taxonomy places the organism in Eukaryota, Metazoa, Chordata, Actinopteri, Syngnathiformes, Syngnathidae. The record is from RefSeq and is a predicted model, not a curated record.
GACAAAUAAUAUGAAUACUGUUCGAUCACGAAAACAUGGAAGAAAAGUCAAACAAAGCAAGGUGGUCCAACGGGAGGAAUAUACCUCAUCAAUGAGUGACGGUGACAAUCAGGUCAAGUCAGACUUUUCGGAGACUGAUGAGAAGUUUCCAAGGUGGCAGAGCACCAACAGCUCAGAUGAUAUCCCACCCAAUUCACGUACAACUCAACAAAGGAGAGGGAAUAGCCGCAGGCCUUCUGAUAUAAAUACAGUUUCAGCCACUGGGGAUACCCAUUACCCCAACGAGGAAAGACAGGACUCAUCAGAAGAUACAAAGGAGUCAGAGGAGAAUGAGGAGGAAGAUGAUGAGGAAAAGCAGAGGAGAAGGGAUGAAGAUGAUUAUGAUGAUGAGGGGGGAAAGGGGAAUAAAGAUAGAGGUGGGGGGAGGUAUGACGGAAACAACAGCGAAAGGAAGGAGGAAAAGGAGCUGCGGAAUGGGCAAAAUUACAGAGAUAAUCGAAUGGACCAAAAUAGGGGGGGGAAUAAGGUAACUGGUGGAAAACAGCACAAGUCAGAAGAAACUCUGUUAGAGGAGACAUUUAAGGAAACAACAGGUGACGAGGAAGAGGAGGAGGAGGAGGAAGAGGAGGAGGAAGAGGAGGAGGAGGAAGAAGAAGAGGAGGAGGAAGAGGAGAAAAAGGCGGAAGAGGAGAAUGAGGUGGUGAAGUGGGAUUAUGGGGAAGAACAAAAGGAGGACAACUGGGAGGAGGAGAGGUGGGACGAUGAGGAAGAAGAGAAGGAAGAGGAGGAGGUUUGUGAGGAGCAGGAGGAUAGUGUGGGUGAGGACACAAAUGAGGAGGAGAGGGGAGAGGAAGAGGUGAAGCAGGUGGAAGAGGAACAAGGAGAAAAUGAGGUAGAAGAUACAAAGGAUAAUGUAGAGGUAGAGGAGACAGUGAAGGAAGAUAUAGAGGAGAGUAAAUUCUUAGAGAGGGAAGUGGAAAAGUGGGAAGUGGCAGAAGAGAGGCAAGAGGUAGAGAAGAGGCAAAAUGUAGAGGAGAGGCAAGAGGUAGAGAAGAGGCAAAAUGUAGAGGAGAGGCAAGAGGUAGAGAAGAGGCAAAAUGUAGAGGAGAGGCAAGAGGUAGAGAAGAGGCAAAAUGUAGAGGAGAGGCAAGAGGUAGAGGAGAUGAAAACAGUGGAUAAGAGAGAAGUGGUGGUGAAGAGGCAGGAGGAAGGGUUAGGAGAUAAGCUGCUGGAGGAGAACAAUGAUGAGGAGCUGGUGAUUGUUGAGGUAAAACAGCAAAAGAGGAAGGAGAAAGGAGAUCAGAAAGACAUUAGGACAUACAGAAAAUGCACUUUGUCCAGCAUUCUGAACGAUCCUAAGAUGCUAACAACACGUGAACCAAAACGAUGCUCACGGCCUAAAAAUCGACGUAAAUACAACUUCACCCCAGUUACUAAGAACCUGCAUAUGGGCAAGCCAGCCCACAGUGGCGUGCACCACAGGUAUCAUAAAGGGCCAAACAUGCCAUUAAAAGAGGAAACCCUUUACUGUCGCAAUCGGAAGCGUUCUGUGGAAAUGGAAGAAGACAUCUACCUGAGCGACGAACAGACGAGCCCACCGGAUGCCGCCAGCGAUAGCUCAGAUUUAGAUUCAAAACAUAAUGAAACCUCAGUGUGGACUUAAAGCAACAGUAACGGACAAUUGAACCCUUAUUUUUUUUGUGUCUCUUUUGUCCUGGCUCUCUGUUGAGUUGUGUCAGCGGUAAAUAUGCAAAUAUCUUUCUUUAUUGACCCAGUUGGCUCCAUUGCUUUUCUGGGAUGUGUAAAGGCACUUGAGGGCCUUUAAUUGUAUAUAAGUAUAUUAUGACUUCAUUCAUGAACUUCUUGGUUUGUUUACAUGCAACGUCCUGGUUUGUUUGAGAGCAGGAUAAUGCAAAAAACUACCAAAUUAAUUUCAAUGAAACUGUGGAGAGGUAUGACGUGGACCAAGGAAUCAAUCAUGAAAUCACUAUGCAAUGCGCAUUAUUACCAUCUUCAGCACUGGAGUGGAAGACUCCAGAGGAGUAACACUACCAGUUGGAAUUGGUAGAUUGUGACAAAUGCAAUCUUUUGCAUUCACAAGCGAGCCUUUCGGCUAUUCAAAUGCUGCUGUGAAAACGGGUUCAUCUUGUGCCGUUGGUUAUUUAAAAAAUGUUUUAAUUACGUGAGUAAAUAUUUUUAAAACCCUUGCAGCCCAUAAAUGUAACCAAUCAAAUUGAAAAACAAUAAGUACAGUGAUCUCAUGUUUAUUGUCGUGGAUAUGUUCAAACCCAUCUGUGAUAGACAUAACGUAAUUUUCUUAAAAAAAAAAAAAGCAUUCCUUGGUUCCUGUUCCUCCCUUGCUCUGAAAAAACGAGAGAUAUAAGGUCGCUUUGAGAAAACAGACUCGCUUGCACAGAGGCCAAUCAUGCAUGCUUCAAGCUGUUUGUCACACCCAGUUGAAGUUCACUGUAAAAUAAUUGAACGUUUUAUACACCAAAAUGUUCAACCAAACUUUUGUAAUUCUAAAAAAGGUCCACUAGAUUAAAAUGUUAGAUAGUUGUUUAUUCAUUUGAUUGGUUACAUAUGGUUGCAUAAUGCAAAAUACUGAUGCAGCCUACACUACAGAAAAACUGUGUUUGUGUUAAGGUCGAUUAUUAUUUUAAAAGAAAUUACUGAAGCUUUUGCACAUUUGUUUUAUAUGUAUUUUUUAAACCAUAUUUCCACCCUAUGUCAGUUGAG